AUGCCUCGAAGGGGAUGUUCUAAAUUUCAUCAGCUCUCAGAUCGAAGUAAAAGGAGGCGGGUGAAUGAAGAUGAAGGAUGUUCUAAUUGGCCCAGUAAUUCAGAUGAUAAUUUUUCUUCAAGGCUUUAUUGUACAAAAAAAUUUUUUAACACUUCUGUGAUUAAUACCGACCCAGCUAAUGAUAUUAAUACUUUGGAUAGUUCACAGUAUAUUUUUUAUAAUCAAGUAUUUGAAGACAAUGAUCAUCUCUCAAAUGAAGAAGUUGAAUUUAAUGAUAGCAAUUAUGAAAAUAAAUUUUUAGAUUCUUCAUCUAGUGAAACCAUAUUUGAAGAAUAUUCUUCUUUAGGUUUCCAAAUGAAUAAUACAUACACUUAUUGCUCUGAAUCAACCACAACACGCUCUUCGGGUAUUAAAAACUUCUUACGAAAUUGGGCUAUAAGACACAAUAUUACUUAA
Macrosiphum euphorbiae (potato aphid) is the source of this 456-nucleotide messenger RNA. The record is from the annotation of a GenBank genome assembly. Lineage: Eukaryota; Metazoa; Arthropoda; Insecta; Hemiptera; Aphididae.